CGCCUGAAGAAUUAGCAACCAAGCUUUGUUUUCCUGUUUGCAAGGCACAUUCUUAAAUGGUUUUUAUAUGGCGUUUUGUGAUCUCGCGGUGUUUUAGUUCCAAAGCAAGUAAGAAAAGGCAGUUUAUUGACUGGAAAAAAGUAAUCCUGAAGGCAGGAAAUGGUGGAAAUGGUUGCCUUCACUUUAAAAGACAAAAAUACCAACCCAGAGCUGGUCCAGAUGGGGGAGAUGGUGGGAGAGGAGGGAGUGUCAUUCUGAUCGCAGAUUACUCUGUUAAAGAGUUUGCUCAUCUUCCCAAACAUAUCAAGGCUGAAAAUGGUGGAGCUGGUAAGGCAGAUGACUGUAAGGGAAAGAAUGGCUCAGAUCAGAUGUGGCAGGUACCCCUGGGCACUGUUAUUAAAGAACAAGGGUAUGUAAUAGCAGACUUGACUGCCAUGGGAGAGACCUUUGUAGCUGCUCAAGGAGGCCUUGGUGGAAUGGGGAAUGCAUAUUUCAAGACACCAGAGGAUCGCGCACCCAAUGUUACUACUGAAGGGACCCCCGGAGAGGAAAAAGUUGUAGAGUUGGAGUUGAAGACAAUUGCUGAUAUUGGAUUGGUUGGUUUCCCUAAUGCCGGAAAAUCCACUCUUCUAAGAGCAAUUUCUCGGGCAAUGCCAGCAGUUGCUGCUUAUCCUUUCACCACCAUUAAUCCCUAUGUUGGAAUUGUAGAGUUUGAAGAUUACCAGCAAAUUGCAGUAGCAGAUAUUCCUGGUUUAAUAAGUGGAGCACAUCUGAACAAAGGGUUAGGACAUGCUUUCCUACGUCAUAUUGAACGAUGCCGCUGUCUGCUGUAUGUUUUGGACAUUUCUCGCACAGACUCACUGACAACUUUUGCUUCCUUACGGCAAGAAUUGGAGCUUUACAAGGAACAACUAUCACAGAGACCAGCAGCCAUUGUGGCUAACAAAGUAGACAUUGCUAAUUCAGAGACAGAAAUCCAACAACUACAGAACACUUUCCCUCUUCCAGUUAUACCUGUAUCAGCAAAGUAUGGAAAGGGUAUACCAGAGCUGAAAAAAGAACUUCGAAAACUUUUCAAUGACACUGUUGUAAUUUCUUGACUUUUAAUUCACAUUCAACGAAAGAUGCAAGAAAAGACAAAUCUUUAGCUUUUAUUUAAAAAUAGCUUUUUAUUGGGUCACUUUGCAGGUUGUUCCAGAAAGUAAUACUCAUUCAGUAGCCAUAAGCAAACUAUUUACAUUGAUGUCCUCUGCAUAAAAAAUUAAUUUUAGUACAACAUGAUGAUAAAAAUAUGUACUAGUGAAUAACAAAAAUAGCAACACUUUGCAAUAAAUACCUCUGGUUAUUUCAUCCUAA
Pocillopora damicornis (cauliflower coral) is the source of this 1356-nucleotide messenger RNA. Its product is annotated as mitochondrial ribosome-associated GTPase 2. Gene Ontology annotation, molecular function: magnesium ion binding; GTPase activity; GTP binding. Lineage: Eukaryota; Metazoa; Cnidaria; Anthozoa; Scleractinia; Pocilloporidae. Gene Ontology annotation, cellular component: mitochondrion. The record is from RefSeq and is a predicted model, not a curated record.